Tilletiaria anomala UBC 951 is the source of this 4440-nucleotide messenger RNA. RefSeq lists its product as uncharacterized. The coding region runs from base 226 to 4332 and encodes 1368 amino acids. NCBI's taxonomy places the organism in Eukaryota, Fungi, Basidiomycota, Exobasidiomycetes, Georgefischeriales, Tilletiariaceae. The record is from RefSeq and is a predicted model, not a curated record. Gene Ontology annotation, molecular function: chromatin binding; sequence-specific DNA binding; ubiquitin-protein transferase activity. The transcript is spliced from 8 exons. Gene Ontology annotation, biological process: histone catabolic process. Gene Ontology annotation, cellular component: Lid2 complex.
AGGGGCGACGCUCUGCACCAUCCCACUCGUCCAGGAAGCUGUCCGACGAGACGGCCGACGUUUUGUAUUUUCCUGGCUUCGCUCUCGACCUCGCUGCCGCUGCGACGACCGCCCAAUCGCGCGCGGGCAGCAUCGCCGACGCGGUAGCUGAUACGUGGCAAGUGAGCUCCGCUUCGGUCCGGCCAUCUGUACGCAUUGAUUCCCAGCCGCGAGCAACCAUCGACCAUGUCAGCAACCGCGAGCACCUUGGCUUCCAACCCUUUGGCGCCGCUCAAUGCCGCCACGGUUCAGCCGAUACUGCGACCAACUGCGUCCGUCAGCACGGUCGCCUUCCGUGACGGACGGAACAUUAGCAUCAAUGAUUUCAUCUAUAUUUCCCCGCCAUGGUCACCGGGUGCAGGCGAGCCUUACCUCAUUGGUCGUGUUAUGGAAUUUGUCAUGGUUCCCGCCGACCUCGCCGCCCCAGGCCCGUCGACAGGACGAGUCAACCGGCUGCACGUUCGCGCGAAUUUGUUCCUGCGCUCGAGGGACAUCUCGCUGCGCAUUAACAAUGAUCAGCGGCUCGUCGUCGCUACUAUGAACGCCGAAAUUUUCUCCCUCGAGAAUAUUCGCGGUACAUGCGAGGUCAGGCAUCGUGACCAUGUCGGCGACGGUUCCGCACCAGAUCUGGCCAUCUGGAAGAAGCAAGAGGGUCGAUUCUAUUUCCAUCAACUCUACGAUCGCUACAUCCAUCGCUUUUACGAUAUCAUCCCAACGGAAAAGCUGCGCAACGCCCCAGCAGAGGUGCUUGAAUUUCUUCGGAAUCAUUACUCUUUCAUUAUCGCCGAGCCAGGAAUGCAGAGUGAACUGUGCGAUGCGUUGAGAGGUUGCGCAACUUGCAAGCAAUGGGCAUCCAGCCCUGAGUCCGUACGAUGCGACACGUGCAAGCAGUUUUGGCACAUGCGAUGCCUGAACCCUCCUCUCUCCGCCAAGCCGGCGAAGGGUUACAGCUGGACAUGUGCACCAUGCACAAAAAAGCACGAAUUGGCUGUCGAGGAAGGCAAGUCUGGCAGUUCUACAUCAUUGGGCAUGUCACGUCUGCCGGGCUCGCAAGGAUCCAUUAAAGGCGGGCCGGAGACGACAGCAGUCAAGGCCAAAGCUGGAUGGCCGAAAGGGAGAGCCCGAACGAAGAUCAAUCGAGACACAAUGACACCCGAGGGUUCCCUCGCACCGCAGCGCGUAGUCGCCGAUCUAAAGGGAACGAGGUGUUUCAACAAGUGGCCUUACAGGUAUUUCGGUCAACACACGGAUGCUAUGGACGUUCUCGAUCCGUAUGAUUCGAUCUACCCGCGAGCGACCACGCGUCUCGGUGUCAAGUUCCAAACAGACCUACUCUCAUGGGAAGAGCAGCUUCAGCUCGGCAAAGGCGAGCGAUCGGCAGAGCUGGUGCAGCCUGUCAAACAUGAAGGAGCCGAAGAUGAAGCCAAGCACGUCAAUGGCGGCGGCACAGUAGCUUCUGUUGUUGUAAACGGCCAGCCUCUUGUGAAGAAGAUUGAUUUAGAGCCACUUGAUUCUCAAAUGUCGACGCCAAUCGGCUUGCCCCCACCGGGGUCAUGUACCACCCUGGCCUCUGCGACAGCAAUUUCGUCCAUGUCAGCGUCCACUACCCCUUCAGAGCAAACGCCAGCGGCAGCCGACAUCGUAUCUUUUACUUCCGCGUCGUCUCAAGUGUCCACGAAACGAAAGCCAGGGCGCCCUGCGAAGAAUCGAUACCAGGAAGGUGAUGGGUCCGCUGCUAAUGUUGAUUACGCUACCCAAUCAGCAACACCAAUAACAGAUGCCACGCCGGAGCUAGCUGCUCAGGCACCGUCAACGAUUAUUACGGUUAAACGGAAACCAGGGAGGCCGCGCAAGAGCGUGUUUGGCGAGGACGGUGCCGCCUUGGAAGGGCCUUCUUCAGCAAGAGGCAGCCCGGCACCCGCGGUACUCAUUCCACCCCCUUCGGCUCCUUCAGCAGCCGACAGCAUGGCGGCCUCACCAGCACCCGAAGGCCCUUUCGUCCCUGUCAGGCGGAAGCCCGGUCGCCCGCCAAAGAAGCAGCCCUCAUCACACGCAGCUUCGCCUGCUCCUGGCGCUUCGCCUGCUGUCGGCACCGUCGAGCUUCCAAAUGCCGUGCCCACAACUUCCAGCUUGCACCCACCGGAUGCGCCAGAAGCAGCGGUAGCUGGAGCGGCGGCGGAUAUUCCGGACCUCACGCCCGUACCGGAUACCUCACCUCUUCCUAAUAGAGGCUCAGAUGAGACGGUUGAAGUGGUAUUUUCGCCGGAAUUAGGGCUUUCUGACAAACUUGUCGGUGCUUUUCUGCGGGCUGCCCAGAAGCAUAUGACAGUCAGCGCCGGCAUUGACGAAUUCAAUGUGGACUUGAUGAACCGUGCCCUGAUGCUCCUUUGUCGGCAUAAGGACUCAGUUCCAGCAGGCCUUGCCGAAUUCACGAAGAGUAGCCCGCAAGAUCUGCGAAUUACCACAUGGACAGCCAGGGAGAUCAAAGCUUUGGAGGCGGCCGUGCGAGAGGCACCGCUAGAUCUCAAGUACUGCAAGAAACUAAUCCCCUCGAAGAAGUAUGGAGACCUUGUCCGAGCCUUCUAUGCACACAAAGGACGCAAGUAUGGAGCUAUCUGGGAGGCGAAACGGAAAGGAAACACUACAGCUGCAGAUGAGCUUGAGCGGCCCCAUGCGAUCAGUCGUGCCGUUUCACCUUCCUUGUCCAUCAUUGGCGGUGGUGGCUCACAUGGCGUGCUUUCGUGCACACUCUGUCAGACGACCAAGAGCUCCGUGUGGUACAAGGGCCCGUACGUAUGGCCAAAUCGCGCGAUGUGUGUGGACUGUGGUCUCCAUUGGCGAAAGUAUGCCGUAGAGCUCAACACUCUCGAUGCGAUCACAUCUAACAAGCGGCCAGCGCCCGAUGAUUCUGGACUCGGUGUUCCCCCACCCAAAGCUGCGAAAACCAAGGUCGAUCAGCAAGCGAGUAACAAGACGGAAGAGCCCUCCAUGCCAGAAAUUCUACCUCCGCCACCUCGCCCAGAGCCUACGAAAUGCACAUUUUGCAAAAAGCUAGAGCCAAAGAAAAAGCUUGUGCAAUGUGCAAAUUGCUCCAUGAGCGUACAUCAAGGGUGUUAUGGCUGCUCGGAUGACGCUCUCAAGGCGGAUCAGUGGUUCUGCGAUGCCUGUGGCAAUGAAAGAUAUCGAGAGCAUCUUUUGUCACCCUAUUGCAUUCUUUGCCCUUUACCUCGCAAUUUCGCCAAUGUGGGCAAUCUCAGCAACCUAGACAAGCCACUCACGGGUCCUGGCUCGGGUCGGGGUCGUAAACCGGCAACGUCGAAAGAAUCGAGCAUAAAUGCGCCUCCUCCACUCACGCCUCUCGAGGUGAUGAAGCCGACAGAGUACCACAACUGGGUUCACAUCCUUUGCUCCAUCUAUAUUGCCGAGUGCCUGUUCUCCAACACCGAAACUCUGUCCCUCGUGGAAGGCGCUAGCAACUUGCCUCCUUGGCGUUAUUCAGCUAGGUGCGAGAUUUGCGGCGAGGUUACAGGCGCAUGCGUGUCUUGUGCAGAGCAAGGCUGCCGCAAGACUUUUCAUGUAUCGUGCGCCUACGCUGCUCAGCCCUUUUAUCUCUUUGGCUUCGAGAUCAAGCCUGUGAAAAGCGUUCGCAGGGACCAGACGGCAACUGUAUCCUUCAAGAGUGAGACGGGCAACAUGAAAGCACUGAUCUGGUGUCAAGACCACAAGGACGCCGCCAAGGCAAAGACGCUGUACGACAUGUCCGAGACGGAUCCAGCCACCGGUCUUACUGCACUUCAAGCUUUCGCACGAACACACAAACACCUGACGGCGUUGAAUCACACGCACACCGCUGCCAAGGAAGUGGACAGCAGUUUCGCUUUACUGCGGCGUGCACGACGUGCAGACGCGACAGUCGGUUCGAGCAGCGUAUUCGUGGAUGAAUCGAUGCGCGCGACUCCGCGCGGCGCUGUCGGCCGGAGCAGUCGGAGCAACAGCCAUACCGGUGACGCGAGCACCGUCUCCGCUGAAUACCACCAUGACCAUGAUCAUGCCCACGCUCACCUGCCGCCCCUACGAAGAUGCUGUAAAUGCGGCACGCCAUACUCGCCCUACUGGUGGACUGUACCAGACAGCGGCCAUGGCGUUGGUGAAAGUGAUGCGGAGGAGCAGGGCGGGAAGGGUAGGAACUGUGGUGGCAGCGCCAAUGUUUGCUGCAAUCGUUGCAAGCCUGAAGUGUUUGCGACUGUGCAAGACACGUCGAUACAAGUGACGGACCCGUUAAAGCAGGCGUGAUCGAUGUGCCUUUCGGUAUCUGGCACAUCGAUGAAUACUCUUGCAACCUGUCCGAUCUUUCAACCCUUGCCGUUCUGUCAGCUUGGAUGCGAAGAGGCAAUGGAGCAU